AUGGCGAUGUCGAAGGGCCUGUUAAGCCGCGAGCUCAUUGGCGGCAAUUGGUUCCUCGUGAAACGCCCCGCGAACAUCAACAUAAAGUCCUUCAAAAGACAGAAGCAUUCCUUCGAGACCACCGCGGGCUACCUACACAUAAUAAUCCCAGCUGGCGAUCCUAAUCCCAACUUCUGUCGAACAGCGCUGAGUGCGGCUCUGCUGAAUCAACCGCAUCCGUACGUGGCCAAUUGGGGCGGCCAAUUCAAUGAUAACAGAUAUGGCGAGGAAGGCAAGUGGGAAUGGGGAAAUCUGGCUGGAACACUGCAAUAUUUGAAAGAUCUGCCUCCAGCACGAGCAGAUGACCUCGUCCUAGUCAUUGAUCACGAAGACACAUGGUUUCAACUACAGCCCGAAUUGCUGAUCAAGAGAUACCGAGACGUGAUCCGACUAUCACAGAGACAGCUUCGGGGAAGACUUGGUAACGCAGCUGAGGAGGGUCUCAAGCAAAAGAUCGUCUUCGCCGCCCAAAAGACAUGUCCCAACAACAAUGAAAACCACAUCUCCUGCUACGCACCCCCGAACCUCCACCACCUUCUAGCUCCUACCGUUACUCCUCUCCCCUCGACAAGAAUGGCGUACAAGAUACCCGCCCCCGUUACCUCAACUCAGGCAUGA
Molecule: messenger RNA, 657 nt
Organism: Bacidia gigantensis
Lineage: Eukaryota; Fungi; Ascomycota; Lecanoromycetes; Lecanorales; Ramalinaceae
Exons: 2
Coding region: 1-657 (218 amino acids)
Source: RefSeq, a predicted model, not a curated record